CAGUCAAACACUGUUGUGUAAAGCGUCGAUUGCCGAGUCAUGGAUGGGUGUUGCUUAACACACACGCAGCAAGGACAGCAGCCGUGACGGCAUGAGCACACACACUUAUUGAUCGUUGCGAUGACAGACACCGGCUCUGUGUCCCACCUGUUGUUAAAGUCGUGUGUGUUAAAGUUGUGUGUCGCCGACUAAGCUAGCAAACAGCUAACGUUAGCAUUGUUUUGCUAGCGCCUCUGGAGUACCCUCUGUUGCUGACAAGUGGAGUGUCUCAUUGAGGUGACUGUGAAGUUGGCAGCGACCUAAUAAGCCAGCUGCAGCCAUGCUGUUCAUCCACAGCUACUGUGAAGCCAACUCCUCCAUCUCCCACACCUGGGUGGAUGAAGGCAUCUCCCCCUGCUUCUACUUCACACUCGUCCCCACCAUCCUGCUCACCAUCGCCUUCUUCCUCGGCACCAUCCACUGCAUCUUCUAUCAAAAAUAUGGCACAGCGAUGGAGCCAAAGUUCAUCCCACGCUCCCGCCUCUACGGUUUCCAGCUGGCUGUCUCCGUCCUUCUCCUGCUCCAGUUCCUUGGUGGGAUGGUGUGGCGGGCUGCCAGCGGAGGAGAGCUCCCAGGCUAUGUGGUGCUGUAUGGCUGCUUCUCUGCGCUGGGCUGGGCUUGGGCUAUAGCCCUGCUCAGGGUGGAGAGACGGAGGGCCUUGGUGAUGGAUCGGACACGAGGUCACAGCGUGGCGCUGCUGUUGUUCUGGGCUGUGGCUUUCUCGGCUGAAAACUUGGCGUUCACCUCCUGGUACAGUCCCCACUGGUGGUGGGGGCUGGAGAGCGACCAACAACAGGUGCAGUUUGCCCUGUGGCUAAUUCGCUACACUGGCACCGGGCUGCUCUUCUUUAUUGGCCUCAAAGCUCCGGGGUUGCCACGGAGACCAUACAUACUUCUGAUAAACGAAGAUGAGCGGGAUGUGGAGAACAGCGGACAGAGCCUGUUGGGCAGAACGGAAGCGAACCAGUCCACCUGGCAGGGUUUCAGGAAGAAAGUCCGCAUGCUUGUUCCCUACAUGUGGCCUCGGGGCAACAUCCUCCUCCAGCUACUGGUCCUGUUCUGUUUGAUGCUGCUAGGAGUUGAGAGAGCUAUUAACGUCUUUGUACCCAUUUACUACAAGAAUAUUGUGAAUGAACUGACUGAUGGCAGCAGCUGGCGCACUCUGUCUGCUACAGUGUGUAUUUAUGUCCUGCUCAAGUUCCUGCAGGGCGGCGGUGCAGGUUCCUCUGGUUUUGUCAGCAACAUGCGCUCCUUCCUGUGGAUCAAGGUGCAGCAGUUCACCAACCGCGUGGUUCAAGUGCGUCUCUUCGCCCACUUGCACUCCCUCUCCCUACGCUGGCAUCUGGGCCGCAAAACUGGCGAUGUGCUGCGAAGCAUCGACCGCGGCACCUCCUCCAUCAACAGCCUGCUCAGCUAUAUAGUGUUCAGCAUCUUGCCAACCAUUGCUGAUAUCAUCAUUUCUAUCAUCUACUUCAUCACUUAUUUCAACGCCUGGUUCGGCCUCAUUGUCUUCGUCUGCAUGACCCUGUACCUCACUCUGACCAUCAUUAUCACCGAAUGGAGAACCAAGUACAGACGAGACAUGAAUCAGCAGGACAACAACGCCAAGUCCAAGGCCGUGGACUCCUUGUUAAACUUUGAGACGGUAAAAUACUAUAAUGCAGAGAGCUAUGAGGUCAGCCGUUUUGAGGACGCCAUCUUAAAAUAUCAGGUGUCAGAGUGGAAGACCCAGGCGUCCCUGGCAUUCCUCAACCAAACACAGAAUGUCGUCAUUGGGUCAGGCCUGCUGGCCGGUUCUCUCCUCUGCGCCUAUUUUGUGACGGAGGGAAAGUUUCAGGUUGGAGAUUUCGUCCUCUUUGGUACCUACAUCAUCCAGUUGUACACCCCCCUCAACUGGUUCGGAACCUACUACAGAAUGAUCCAGAAUUCUUUCAUUGACAUGGAAAGCAUGUUCAAACUUUUUGAAGAGGAUGAGGAGGUGAAAGACGAAGUAAACGCAGGGAGUCUUCUCUACAGAGAGGGGAAAGUGGAGUUUGAGAACGUCUACUUCAGCUACACAAAUGGGAAGGAGAUUCUCAAGGAUAUUUCCUUCACUGUUCUUCCCGGACAGACGGUUGCCCUGGUGGGACCAUCAGGCUCGGGGAAGAGCACCAUUAUGCGACUCCUCUUCCGUUUCUAUGAUGUUCAGGGAGGCUGCAUAAGCAUCGAUGGGCAGGAUAUAUCGAAAGUGAAGCAGAGGUCUCUGCGAGCGCACAUCGGCGUGGUUCCCCAGGAUACUGUGCUCUUCAAUGACACCAUUCGAGAUAACAUCCGCUACGGCCGCAUCUCUGCUACUGACCGGGAGGUGGAGGAGGCUGCUUUGGCUGCGGACAUACACGACAAAAUCAUGACUUUCCCUGAAGGAUAUGACACUCAGGUGGGGGAACGAGGUCUGAAGCUGAGUGGAGGCGAGAAGCAAAGGGUGGCUAUAGCCAGAACAAUCCUCAAAGCACCGCAGAUCAUCCUGCUGGACGAGGCCACGUCUGCACUGGACACGCAGACAGAACGCAACAUCCAGGCCUCACUGGCGAAAGUCUGUGCCAACCGUACGACAGUUGUCGUAGCUCACAGGUUGUCCACCAUAAUCGGAGCAGACCAGAUCCUGGUUAUCAGUGACGGCCGGAUUGCCGAGAGAGGAAGGCACGAGGAGUUGCUGGACAAGGGAGGCUUGUAUGCAGACAUGUGGAUGAAGCAGCAGCAGGCCCAGGACUCCGAUUCCUCAUCAGAUACUGAAGCCAAAGACCGCAAGUCGGAGAAACUGCAGCCGCCGUCGACCUCGUCAGGACACUAGGCAACUGAAUGUAUCUCUCUUUUUUUGUUUGUUUAGUUUUAAAAGAGAACGCUAUGUUUUUUUUAGUGUAGUCAAACUGAAUGUGUGACGGCAGGUCAUGGAGGAAAGGGAAGGUGCCUUUAACCAAAUAAGGAAGUGUUAAUCUGGUGGUUUUAGCUGUAAUUAUGGGCAGUGUUUUUAUUCAGGGACGGAGCAAAAAAAUCGAAGUAUCAUCACAUCUAAAAGCAGACACUGGCAUUUCUUCUUUUUUUUUAAUUUAAAACCUUCAUUAUGAGGUUGACACCCUGAGUGAAGUUUUGAGCACCUGAACUUGAUUUGAGGAUAUUUUUAAAAGCACUCCUGCGACUUUUUAAAUGUUGUCUUUAUUUUUCAUGUUAAGAAUUUGACUUUUUGUGCUGUCUUGUAAUAUUCUGACAUUGAAAAAAUUAUUUAAAGACAUAAACGAGAGCUGCAAAAAAAUGAGUUGUCCACUACAUAAUAUCAGUUAGUAUAAAAGCUGUCAGGGAUUUUAUUCAGCUUUGUUUUGUUUUUUUAUUUUUUUGUCGUCUGUUUUUGACCUUUGCUGUUAUUUAAAGUGAUAUAUUUUAAAUGUGUAAAGCUCUGUAUACUUUCAAUCACUAAGGUAAAGCAGGGUGUGCUGCUUAUUUGAUUAUUGUCUGCUCAGUUUUCAUCACGGGUUAAUGAAUACACCAGAUGUCAUUUGAUUUGUCUUUCAAUGUAGGCUGACUUAUUUACAUGUAAAGCGAUAGUAUACAUUUCUGCCUGUGAUUGCCAAACAUUUUUACUUUGUACAUGGAGCCGAGUUAUCAGUUAUAUCUGCUUUUAUUGCACUACAAAGUUCAAGUAUGUUCCUUAAAAACAAAAAAAACAUACAUCAAAUAAAAUACCCCAUGCAGUAAUAAUACACAGUUAUUCCCACUUAAUGCUAUUUAUAUAUAGUUAUAUACACAAUUUCUGAAUCAAGAAUAUGGAAUAAUUUCAUUUUUUAUAUCUACCUCACAAAAGGUAUUGCUCGUGAUUAUUACAUUUUGUAAAUAUUCUGUUUUGUCUUGUACAUAUGAAAAAUAAAAGGGUUUUUUUUUUCCCC
Epinephelus fuscoguttatus (brown-marbled grouper) is the source of this 3956-nucleotide messenger RNA. RefSeq names its product ATP-binding cassette, sub-family B (MDR/TAP), member 6a (gene abcb6a). Gene Ontology annotation, biological process: transmembrane transport; heme transport. Gene Ontology annotation, molecular function: ATP hydrolysis activity; ATP binding; heme binding. The transcript is spliced from 20 exons. Bases 320 to 2869 code for a protein of 849 amino acids. NCBI's taxonomy places the organism in Eukaryota, Metazoa, Chordata, Actinopteri, Perciformes, Serranidae. The record is from RefSeq and is a predicted model, not a curated record. Gene Ontology annotation, cellular component: membrane.